CGCGAGUCGCCGCACCUUCGCCGGGUGGAGCCUGCGAACGUGGGAACGUCUGUGGGUCGCUGCUGGUCGCGGGAGUGGAAACUGUUUGACAGGGGAGGUGAGGGUGCGGGGACCUGUGUACAAGAGGACCCGAAAUAACAGAAGCAAGUCGUUGGCGUGUGUCGCUGCGCAGGUUCCGGGGGCGAGCGGCGGGAGGCGGACUCGAGACAGACCGACAGAUGAGUCGUACGAGUCCCAGCAACAGGGCGCAGAGCGACAUGUCAGGGACCGUUCCAGGAGCGAGCGGAGGGAAGCGCGACUAGUCCGCCGCAACGCGGACAAAAAAAAAAAAAAUCAGGGUGGGUGGGGGGGAUGCGAAUGGUGCGAAGGGGGCGAAAUCAAACGAGAUGGGGACGAUGUAGCGCCGCUGCGGCAUUCCACGUAGCUAGAACUAACGUUAGAGUAGAGGACAGAUAGCCGAGGAGCUAGCGGCUCAACUAAGCUACAUGUGAAGAAGUUACUCCCCCGCCAGAAGCUGAAGCAGAGCCCGCGGGCGUCGGAGCAGUUCACCCGCGUUGCGACACGACGGGAGAUCAACAAGAAGAUGCUACGGAGAAGACUGAACCGUCUGUUUGGCGGUGAUGAGAGAAGAGUAGAAAGUAGGACUAUCAAUGUUGGUCAUCGGUCAGGCUCCCCCAAUGAGGCUAUCAUCCCACCCAAGUUCUGUGAUAACAGGAUUGUGUCCUCCAAGUAUACCGUUUGGAACUUUCUGCCAAAGAACCUGUUUGAACAGUUUAGAAGAAUCGCCAAUUUCUACUUCCUUAUCAUCUUCCUGGUGCAGGUGAUAGUGGACACUCCCACCAGCCCAGUCACCAGUGGCCUACCCUUAUUUUUUGUGAUCACAGUUACGGCUAUCAAGCAGGGAUAUGAGGACUGGCUACGACACAAGGCUGACAAUGAGGUGAACAAGUACCCAGUGACAGUGCUAGAAGAUGGCCGCAGGAUACGGAAGGAGAGUGAGAAGAUCAAGGUUGGAGAUGUUGUGGAGGUGGAGGAAGAUGAGACCUUUCCCUGUGAUUUGAUUCUGCUGCAGUCCAGCCGCGAUGAUGACACAUGUUUCGUUACCACUGCAAGUCUGGAUGGAGAGUCCAACCAUAAAACACAUUACACAGUGCCAGAUACCGAGAGGAAUCUGGAAUCUCUCAACGCCACCAUCGAGUGUGAAGAGCCACAGCCUGACCUUUACAAAUUUGUUGGCCGAAUGCACAUCUACACAAAUAAUCAGGAGCCUGCGGUGAGGUCUUUGGGCCCAGAAAACCUACUGCUGAAAGGGGCAACUUUAAAGAACACUCAGAAAAUCUAUGGUGUUGCGGUUUACUCUGGCAUGGAGACAAAGAUGGCUCUCAACUACCAGGGCAAGUCUCAGAAACGCUCUGCUGUGGAGAAGUCUAUCAAUGCGUUCCUACUUGUUUACCUUUGCAUACUAGUGAGCAAGGCCCUAGUGUGCACUACACUGAAGUAUGUGUGGCAGAGCAAGCCCGGACAAGACGAGCCUUGGUACAAUGAGAAAACCCAGAAAGAGAAGGACACCAAUUUAUACCUUAAGAUGUUCACUGACUUCCUGUCCUUCAUGGUGCUCUUCAACUUCAUCAUUCCGGUCUCCAUGUACGUGACGGUUGAGAUGCAAAAAUUUUUGGGAUCCUUUUUCAUCACCUGGGACAAGGACUUCUUUGACCCUGAGAUCAAGGAGGGAGCACUGGUCAACACUUCAGACCUCAAUGAGGAGCUGGGACAGGUGGAGUAUGUCUUCACAGACAAGACCGGCACCCUCACUCAGAACAACAUGGAGUUCAUUGAGUGCUGCAUCGACGGCUUCCAGUACAAGUACCAGGACGCAAGGUCCGAGUUGGACGGAUUCUGUGUCACAGAUGGACCCGUGAACAAACUUCAGCAGAAAGCUGGCAGGGAGAGGGAAGAGCUGUUUCUGCGUGCCCUGUGUCUGUGCCACACAGUCCAGGUGAAGGAGUCUCCAGAGCAGGCUCAAGACCAAGUGGACGGACUGACGGACCAGGUGGAUGAUUUAGAGGUGGAUGGAGAAGUGCCUUAUCCAUCGCAGGAGCAGAGAAGCUUUAUAGCCUCCUCACCUGAUGAGGUUGCCCUGGUCAAGGGUGCCAUGAGGUACGGCUUCACGUUUCUGGGUCUUGAAAGUAAAUCCAUGAAAAUUCUCAACAGGAACAAUGGUGUUGAAAUGUAUGAACUACUUCACGUGUUGAACUUUGACCCAGUGAGAAGGCGAAUGAGUGUCAUAGUCAGAUCCAAAUCAGGUGAUACAUUGCUCUUCUGUAAGGGAGCGGACUCUUCCAUCUUUCCCCGUGUUAGACAGGAAGAGGUUGAAAGGAUACGCAUGCAUGUGGAGCGUAAUGCAACUGAGGGCUACCGCACACUGUGUGUGGCCUACAAAUGUCUCAGUGCAGAGGAGUACGCCCAGGCAGAUGAAGGACUGAGGGAAGCUCGACUGGCUCUGCAGAAUAGAGAAGAGAAACUCAUGGCGGUUUACAACCAAGUGGAGACUGGGAUGAGUCUAAUAGGAGCUACUGCCGUCGAAGAUCGGCUUCAAGAGGAGGCAGCAGAGACCAUGGAGGCUCUGCAGGGGGCAGGCAUGAAGGUUUGGGUCCUAACGGGGGACAAGAUGGAGACAGCAAAGUCCACCUGUUAUGCUUGUAGAUUGUUCCAGAGAAAUACAGAGCUAUUGGAACUAACAGUGCGCACUCUGGAGGAUGGAGGGAGGAGGCGCGAGGAACGACUGCAUGACCUCUUGAAUGAAUAUCACAAGAAAGCUGUGCAGGAUGCACCACCGGCAAAGGCAGGCGUCACCAGAAGCUGGUCUUCCGCAAACCAAGACUACGGUUUUAUCAUAGAUGGAGCGACUCUGUCGAUGGUCCUCAACUCCUCCUCUGAAUCCAACUCGAGUCGCUACAAGAACCUGUUCCUGCAGAUUUGUCAAAACUGCACAGCUGUGCUCUGCUGCCGCAUGGCUCCUCUACAAAAGGCACAGAUUGUGAAAAUGGUGAAGAACUCUAAAGGAAGCCCAAUCACUCUCUCCAUCGGAGACGGUGCCAAUGAUGUCAGCAUGAUUUUGGAAGCUCAUGUCGGCAUUGGUAUCAAAGGUAAAGAGGGCCGCCAGGCAGUGAGGAACAGCGAUUAUGCCAUCCCCAAACUCAAGCACCUCAAGAAACUUUUGUUGGCUCAUGGGCAUCUCUACUAUGUUCGCAUUGCACACCUGGUGCAGUAUUUCUUUUACAAAAACCUCUGCUUCAUCUUACCUCAGUUUUUGUACCAGUUCUUCUGCGGCUAUUCCCAGCAACCCCUGUAUGACGCGGCCUAUCUGACGAUGUACAACAUCUGCUUCACCUCUAUGCCCAUCCUGGCUUACAGCCUCUUGGAGCAGCACAUCUGCAUUGAGGUUCUGCUGGACAAUGCUACCCUCUACAGAGAGAUUGCCAAGAAUGCCACGUUACGGUGGAGACCCUUCCUCUACUGGACGUUACUGGGAGUCUUCCAUGGUUUGCUCUUCUUCUUUGGCGUUCGCUAUCUGUUCAGUAACCCAGCACUGCAAGACAACGGCCAGGUUUUUGGGAACUGGUCCUAUGGAACAAUUGUCUUCACUGUCCUUGUCUUCACUGUCACACUAAAGCUCGCUCUGGACACACGCCAUUGGACGUGGAUCAACCACUUUGUUAUCUGGGGAUCCCUGGCUUUCUAUGUGUUUUUCAGCUUCUUCUGGGGAGGAAUCAUAUGGCCUUUCCUGAGUCAGCAGCGUUUGUACUUUGUGUUUGCCAACAUGCUGAGUUCGGUGUCCGCCUGGCUGGUGAUCAUCUUGCUCAUCCUGCUCAGCCUACUGCCAGAGAUCCUGCUUGUGGUUUUCCGCAAGCCCCGCGGCCCCAACGCUCGACAGAAGGAGCUGGUUCAGUCGAGCGUUGGGGGCCACCAGUCUCCCCGGUCUUCAGCCAGACCCCUGCUCAUGAGAACCUUUUCAGACGAGUCCAAUACUGUCAUUUAAGCAGCUGUCAGAGGACCGCCUCCUACAAACAGCCAGAUUGCAACUGUCACACCACUAUCCUACAACCAUCUGAGGGAGCGGGAGUGAAAAAAGGCAGCAGCAGCAGCGGCAGCAGCAAGGACUCGCAAACAACAGUGGCAUCAGCCGCGUUCAGGAUUCAAUGCCAGUUUGGUCAACGCUGAUCUGAAAAGAGGAGGAGGAGUAGAAGAAGAGGAGGAAAAAAAAUCAGAAGAAAAAGAGAGAUAUGUUGACUGGGUGGAAGGGAUGAAAAGGGAUUUCUGCUCCGUCCUUUUCUGCCCAAUCCCAAAAGCUCCUAAACCCCCGACGCAUGCCUGCAGAGCAGUCCCCUGCAAUAUAUUUUAAAUAUCUACUAAGAUGACAGGCAUGAGUUUUCUUUCUUUUACUUCUUUUUUUUUUUUUUUUUUUUUUUUUUUUAAUACUAGCUUACAACUGAAUGCAUACACCUCUGCCUUGUCAGUAGCUCUAUCCAACUGCUGUGUUUUAACAGGCGGUUGUAAUAUCCACUCCAAGAAUGGUUCACCUGCAUGAAAGAAGAAAGAAAGCUUUACUCCACUGAUGUUCAGUCACUGUGUUCGGCAAAGGUUUUAUAUAGACAAGAUGAUGAUCCCUUUCUCAACGGUUACACUUUACAAUUGCUACGCGUUUCAAUGGUUAUUCUCCAAAUGCUUAUAAGUUGUCUCAGAAAAUACGCUCAUCCGCAGGUUCAAACGGUUCCAAAUGAAAUGUUACUGAAUGUGAUUUCAAUCUCAGACGGUUUUCUGGUUUAUAGAUACUUCUUUGUCUCCAAGAGUGAAUCCAAAGCCUCUUGGAGACUGAGGUAUAAGAGAAGUUAAUGCAGAGUAUAUUACCACUCAAUCCAAAAAAGUGUGUGUGUGAAUGAGUGUGCGCGCGCAAGAUUGAGAGAUAGAUUAGAGAUUAUAAACAUUCUGGCAUUGAAACAAUGCCUCCAACCUCAGAGAUAAUUUAAGAGAGUCCAAUCUAAAAUGAGAAAAUUAAUAUAUGUAUAUAGCUUAGAGACGUAAGACAGCAUCUGCUGAAAGCCAAAAAGAAGAAGUGCGAUCGUAAUCUGUCCACACAAGCGUGAACGCGAUGAGUCGUGUGUCCAUGUGCAUGUCUCGCAUAAGUAUGUGCAACUGUACUGGAUGUGAGAAGUGUCUGUGUGCGUUUGUGUGUGUGAUGAAAACCACGAUUACUUGAACCAUGUUGAUGUAGUUCGGUUAGAGACGUUUCCUGCACUAUUAAGGACGGUUCCUUCAUUGCGUAGUCGGUCGUCAAUGCACAUGAAUAAACAAAGUGUGUCUGACCACACGCGCACAUUUAUAUCGGAUAGCUGAGAACAUUUCAAUAACCACACACGUUGUACACACGAUGCACACAUGCACUAGAGCCUAAAUGAGGUAUUUACUGUACGUUCAUCACCCAUAAUCUAGUUUGCAUCAUUCGUCUCGGUCAUGCUGAAGUUGUGGAGUUUACAGAAACCCAACUCCGGACCUGCAGAGUCGACAUAGUUACUGUCACACUCACACGUCCUCUCUUCUGUUCUGGACUGUUUGGCCUUUGAACUCCUUGUGUAGUGCUUCAUACAUUCCAUUUAAACUUGCCAUUAUUUCAAACUCUUUAAGAUACUUGUAAGAUGUAUUUUUUUUUCUUCCUUCACAAACACGUAUUGUCUAUUUGGCAUAUUUAUUGUUAAGUGUCAUUUUACUCACAAAUGUUAUAUUUUAUUACAUAAAUCUUUUUUUUUCUUUUUUACUGAGUGGUCAGCUCUGACAGUCAUUUGAGUUUUCCUGUGUAACUCCAGCCCUGAUGUGAGCCUGUGCCAAUUCCAUUUGAUUGUCUUGUCAUGUAUACAAAGACAGGCAGCCCCCAGCAAAAGCUCCCAACACCCCAAAACAUCCACCUCUGAUCCGGUGCCACUCCUUUUGUCACAUUAUUUAUCUCGGUUUGAACUGACGCGUAACUGUAACUAUAUUCAUUUUAGGUAUUGUGUUAUAGAAUCUGUCAGUAUGUUGAUUUUAAAGUUCACUGCUUCACUGAUCUUGUAUUUCACCCCACUGACUGUAGCCGGACAUAUCUGAUACAGUGGCACAUGCAGUCUAAACACCAAGUGGAGAUUUAAAUUAAGUUCAUGUUGAUUUGUUCUUAACAAACGGUGAAAUGUACACGCAUUUCAGCGUCAUUUUCUACUUAGUGUUUUUUCUGAUGUUCGGUUUGUGGUAUUUGACUUUUGUGACACGUCCCCUCCAGACUGCACUCUGGUGGAGAUGCUGGAUGUACAGUGAGGGGAGACACUGGGCGGGGCUGCCUGCUUUGUUAAAUGAAAAAAAAAUGAAAAAAACCUUUAAGUGACAUCAGAGAUGCUAUUUUCUUCGAAUCUAAUGUUUUGCCUGUCUAAUUAAAAGUUUAAAAGAUUGAAUUGUAUUUUUAAUGCAACCUUUUUUCCAGCCACUUUUGUAAGAAAAUCUAAAUUAGAAAGAAAAAAAAAAGCACGAGAGGCUCUGUGGUUGUGGAUGCUGUGCCUGUGUGAGGGGUGGAGGUGGACACCUUCAGGCGCCUGCAGCAGCGGUGCGUGGUACAGCAGGGACACCCAGCCACCUCCACCUCCGGCCCUCUGGGUCUCCAGCCUCAACACUCCAAACCUCCAAGCUGAAUGUACCUCUUUGAAACUAGUAUAUUCAAAACCUGAAGAUUUUUUUUCUGUAAUAAAGCAGAAUGUUUUGAAGAUAAA
Scophthalmus maximus (turbot) is the source of this 6788-nucleotide messenger RNA. RefSeq names its product ATPase phospholipid transporting 11C (gene atp11c). The transcript is spliced from 31 exons. The coding region runs from base 584 to 4039 and encodes 1151 amino acids. Gene Ontology annotation, cellular component: trans-Golgi network; plasma membrane; endoplasmic reticulum. Lineage: Eukaryota; Metazoa; Chordata; Actinopteri; Pleuronectiformes; Scophthalmidae. Gene Ontology annotation, molecular function: ATPase-coupled intramembrane lipid carrier activity; magnesium ion binding; ATP hydrolysis activity. The record is from RefSeq and is a predicted model, not a curated record. Gene Ontology annotation, biological process: phospholipid translocation.